Molecule: messenger RNA, 528 nt
Organism: Paramecium tetraurelia
Lineage: Eukaryota; Ciliophora; Oligohymenophorea; Peniculida; Parameciidae
Exons: 4
Biological process (GO): ubiquitin-dependent protein catabolic process
Cellular component (GO): endoplasmic reticulum
Molecular function (GO): ubiquitin-like protein conjugating enzyme binding; ubiquitin protein ligase activity
Source: RefSeq, a predicted model, not a curated record
AUGAGUAAAUAAGAGGAAGACUCAAAAUUAUAAUUAAUUGAAUCAGCAUUUGAAUGCAACAUAUGUUUAGAGAUAGCCACAGAGCCAAUCUUAACAAAUUGUGGACAUCUAUUUUGCUGGCCUUGUAUAUAUAGUUGGCUUAAUUCAAAUCAAGAAUUUCUAACAUGCCCCGUUUGCAAGAAUGGUUGUUCUAAGAAUUCUUUAAUUCCUUUAUAUUCUAAAGAUGAAACUAAAACUAACAAACCUCGUGAUCCUAAUAUUCCGCCAAGACCUAAGCCAGGGAGAAACGAUCCCGUUCGAAACACCAAUUAACUUGGGCAAAAUAAUUUGGCGAAUGGAGCCAUGAUUGCUGGUUAUGGGUUAUUUCCAUCUCUUUUUAAUCUAAUUUGUAUUAAAGAUGGUGAUAUAGAAAAAGAUGAAAGACAUGAAAAUGAGGCAACUGUUGAAAUAGCGAAUGUGAGAAAACUAAAGGCCAUUUUGUAUUUAUUGAUUUUGUGUUUAAUCAUGAUGAUCGUGUUCUACUUUUGA